AUGACCGUUCGGAAGAAUUAUGCCCCAGAGGUCCUCUUAAGUGCUCCGAGGAGGUCUGCAGCUCUUCCCAGUCCUGAUGGAAAGCUCGCGCUAUACACGCAGUCGUCCUAUUCUUUCGACACACACUCCCGAGCCAGUGAAAUAUGUGUCAUAGAUCUGGCUACGGGCCAGUCAGUCACAAUCAGCAAAGACGCCAAAGCCACGGAGCCGCGAUGGACUGGUUCCGGUCAUGAGGUAGUCUGGCUGAAGGAAUGUGAAAAUGGAAACACGAGCUUCGUCAUUAGCGAUGCCACUCUUCCAGGGAAGUGCUACACCGCCGGCACCGUGGCAGGCACAGUCUCAAACCUCAAGCUCUUCGUCAUCGAACCUGGCAAGGUGGCGAUUGCUGUUGCCGGACGGGUCAAUCCAGAUGGAAGCCUUUAUAAUCCCAAAGACGUCCAGAAGCCGCACAGCUCCGCGCGCCUAUACGAUUCCCUCUUCGUUCGACAUUGGGACACGUAUGUCACUGACCAGCGCAACAGCGUGUUCACAGCAUUGUUGCAAAAAGCUCAGCCUAUGGUCACUUCGCGACAGGGGCGAUAUAGUCUGCUUGGCUUCAAGAAUGCUCUACGAGAGACCAAGCUGGAGUGCCCGAUCCCACCUUUUGGAGGGACCGACCACUUCGAUAUUGGACCGACUGGACUGACUAUUGUGGCCAAGGAUCCAGACCUCGAUCCUGCCACGCAUACCAGAUGUCACUGCUAUUUCAUCCCCCAAAAAGACAUUUUGGACAUGAGCCCACCCAUCUUCCGCAGGAUCCGCAUCCCGGGACUCCUCGGCGCUGCCUCAUCCCCCGUUUUCUCCCCCGGUGGCGAAUCUUUGGCAUAUCUUCAUAUGAUGACCGACGGCUAUGAAAGCGACAAGAAUCGGAUUGUCCUUGUUCAUGCUCUUGAUCAGGCCGAGCCCUCAGCAAGGGAGCUGAUGCGGUCCAGUGAUACCAAAGGUGGCUGGGACAGAUCCCCUUCCGCUUUGAAGUGGUCUGCCGAUGGAACGGUUCUGCUUAUCGAAGCCGAAGAUGUGGGGAGGGGAUGCCUCUUCGCCCUCGAUCUAGAACUGGAGGCUCCUGGACCAGACUGGCGCCCUCGCCAGUUGACCAAGAGUGGAUAUAUCAUCGAUGUGGCGCCAUUGCCGACCAAGCCCAACCUUCUCCUUGUCUCGAGCAACAGUCUUGUCGACAACAGUGUCUAUACAAUCGUCGAUCCUUCGGGUGUGGCGGAGACUGCGGUGAUCUCAUCCCUCAGCCGUAAUGGCUCGAUGUUUGGUCUUUCACCAGAGCAGGUUUCGACAGUGUGGUGGGAAGGGGCCAAUGAGCACCCGGUCCAUGCUUGGAUGAUGAAGCCCUCAUUCUUUCGAGCCGAUCACAAAUAUCCUCUCGCUUAUCUGAUCCAUGGAGGUCCUCAGGGCGCCUGGAAUGACCAGUGGUCGACUCGUUGGAAUCCUGCCGUCUUCGCCGAGCAAGGAUACGUGGUGAUUUGCCCCAAUCCGACUGGGUCGACUGGAUAUGGGCAAAGCUUCACUGACGGAAUCCGCAACCAGUGGGGUGGUCUGCCGUACGAGGACCUCGUCAAAGGGUUCGCCUUCAUCGAAUCGCAGCUCGAGUUCGUGGAUACGUCUCGGGCUGUUGCCCUGGGUGCGAGCUACGGCGGCUACAUGAUGAACUGGUUCCAAGGACAUGAGUUAGGCCGCAAGUUCAAAGCCCUUGUCUGCCAUGAUGGCGUCUUCAGCAUGACCGGGCAACUGGCCUCGGAAGAACAAUACUUUCCGGUUCAUGACCUAGGCGGACCACUCUGGGAGAGACAGGAAAUCUACGACAAGUGGGAUCCAAGUCGCUUCACCAAGUACUGGGAGACUCCUAUGCUGGUGAUCCACAAUGAACUCGACUACCGACUGACCAUUGCCGAGGGCUUGUCCGCGUUCAAUGUCCUGCAGAUGAAGAACAUAGAAAGUCGCUUCCUCAGCUUCCCGGACGAGAACCAUUGGGUGUUGAAACCUGAAAACAGUCUUGUCUGGCAUCUCGUCGUCAUCAACUGGAUCAACAAGUUCGUCGGGUUACCGAAGCUGGUCGAUCGUCAAGGCCGAGAUGGAUCUGCGUUCUGUCGGCAGGAGAGGCGUAGAAGGCCGAGCGCGUUGCGCAUGGGCUCGGCGCACCUCGAACAGUGA
Molecule: messenger RNA, 2199 nt
Organism: Capronia coronata CBS 617.96
Lineage: Eukaryota; Fungi; Ascomycota; Eurotiomycetes; Chaetothyriales; Herpotrichiellaceae
Exons: 2
Coding region: 1-2199 (732 amino acids)
Biological process (GO): proteolysis
Molecular function (GO): serine-type endopeptidase activity
Source: RefSeq, a predicted model, not a curated record